GGGAGGGGGAGUAGGAGGGGUCAAAGGUCGCCGCCGGGCGCGCCAUGGCCGCCGCGCACAUGGAGCUGCUGUGCUGGCGGGGAGCCUGGGGGCUGCCCUCGGUCGACUCUGGCUGCCUCAUCGUCAUGGCAUAUGCCCAUUUUUCCAAUGCACCAGUAAAACUGAAGAAAACUGGGAAUCCAAGGGAAUCUGUGACAGGAUGUUUGCCUAUCCUUAAAUCUGGAGAUGAAACUAUUUCCAAACCACUAAAUAUUCUCAACUGCUUUCGCAAAGAGCAAUACAAUGCAGACUAUGACCUUUCUCCUAAGCAAGGGGCCGACACCAUGGCGUUCGUAGCUUUGAUCGAAGAGAAGCUUUUACCAGCUCUUCUUCACACAUUUUGGGUGGACGAUCAGAACUACACGGGGGUCACGAGGCCGUGGUAUGCGUCGACAAUGCCGUUCCCAUUCAACAUGUUCGCGCCAUACCGAUCCAGCCAGCAGGCGCUAACACGCCUCAAGCUCAGCGUGGGCCGCCCGCCGUAUAUGAGCCUCGCCGAAAUGGAAGCCCAGAUAUACUGGGAUGCCAAGGAGUGUUUGAAUCUAUUGUCCUUCCAACUGGGUGAAAAAGCAUUCUUCUUCGGAGAAAUGCCCUCGAGCUUGGAUGCGGUCGUAUUUGGUCACCUUGCCCCACUACUGAAAGCCCCACUUCUCACCAAGAAACUUCAACUGCAUCUCAAGGCCAUUGAAAAUCUCUGUGCAUUUUGUGAGAGAGUGCUACUGAGGUGUUUCCCUGGACAGGCCCCAGGGUCCCCAGCAGGGCCCAAUCAGCAGGAUGCCAAACUGCGCAAACUGACGCAGCUGGUAAACAUGGAGUCCAACCUCAUCGAAAAGAUGGACGGAAACCUGCGGGCGAGCCCCAAAGUGGCGCGGCGGGAGAUGUCAAACCCGAGCACGACGGCCUCCACGCCGACGGAGAACGGAGCACCCUCUCCUUUUCCGCUUCCGUCAGCUUAGCGGCUCUCAGUUGCCUCGUCGUUCUCUCAGGCCUGCUGUCCAAGGCCCAGCAGAGGAGCCAGUGUGCAUUGCACACGGCGGAGGAGAGGCGAUGAAAGAUGUCCGCUGCUGGUAAAUGUGAUCAGGGAGUGUCGAUGGUCGUGCAAUCAAAAGGUUUGUGUUGUGUACUACGUCUCGGUUAAUGGCCUACACAGGGACAAGGUACAUGUGGUUCACCGUCCACAUAAAAAAUAUAAAUGCGGAGUUUUAAAAAUUGCAGUGGUUUAUCAGCGAAGCGUUGGCGACCCAGAUCAUUGUCUGAUAAUGGAAUGUUUUAACUGGAGACCAACUUUAUUAAGGUGAAGACAUGCAUUAUUGCUAGUAUGUGAAAUCUGUUGCACUGGAUAGAAAUGCACUUUCUCCAAUUGAAGUAUGCCUAGUGUUUGAUCAUUGUGCUUUACACUUGUACGGCUUUUACUUAAAUACAUCGUUACCUUUGUUUAAAUUCUAUAGAUUUAUUGGAAAUGGCAAUUGGUUCUUUAUUUUCAAUAGCUGGUUAAGAUUAUUUUGAAAUGAAACAUUUGUGGUUUUGUGAACCGUUAAACACCUAUCCUUAGGUUUUUUCGGUAAAGUCACGUAGGUAAAAACAUUAAAAAAUAAAAUAAAAAUCACGACGUUUCGGAGGCAACACAAGCUUCCGUCUUCAGGUGGUACCGUCACAGCCACAACAGCUGUAUCAAGUAAAUGAGAGAUUGCAGGAGUUACCACUGCGUUUAUAUAAUGGUUGGAGAAGGUGGUGGGGCAUUGGCCGCAUCUUUAUUAUUAAUAUGGUAAGGUGAGGCUUGAGACUAAGAAUAGACUGCAUAACAAAGGCAGAGCCUUAUGGAGAGGUGCGGUUUGUGACUCAACCUGUAACAGGGAGACCACCACUAAACAUGGUAAAACAGUAAUGGUUGUCUGUCUGUUUUUUAAUGUUUUUACCUACGUGACUUUACCCGAAAAAACCUAAGGAUAUGAAUCAUUGCAGUCACGAAAGCUUCAAAUCUAGCGUUAAACACCUUUGAAAGGAUGUUUCAUUUUUUUUUCUACAUCGCAUAACUCAGCUUUAAAAAAUUAAACUAAUAUGUUGGUUGGCUCUUCAGGGUUCAAUAAUGUAUUAUAGGAGACUCAUAACUCGUAUUUUGUUUCUGUAUAUAACUAUGUAUAAACUUAUGUGCUUAUUCUGCAAGUGUUAUUAAACACAAAAUUCACAUUGAAAUGUUGACAAACUGUCCAAGUUUUUACACGCUUUCUUUUAACUCUGUUGUUGUCGUUGUAUCCUCAAAUCUUGUAACUCAGUUUUCACCCACUUCCCAAUGUGGUGUCGACUGCAAAUGUGGUAUACUAAUGUCAUAAUGAUGACAAUACUAUAUUCUAUCAUAAAAAUAUAUAUAUAUUUUAAUAUUCUUUUUUAUAUGUUAUGUUUUUCGGCUUGGGUCCAAUUGUCUACGGUCAACUGACGUUGGCUGUAAUUGGCCACGGUCCCUUACGUAAUGGCAAGCUUCGGGGCCACUUCCUGGAGUCGUGGAGUUCUGCCAUUACUCAUACAUUUCAUAAAAGCGUGUUUAAAAAAAAGUUUUUAAAAUAGUACUUAUUUAGAAGUGUAAAUGUUUUAUUUAAUGACCUGUGUUUUGUAAACUCUUUUUUCCGGUGGCAGUUUUUUUUUUACUCUUAAGUGGUUUCUAAGAAAAAACUACUUAGAACACGCACACAGUAUUGUUGUAUAGCCGCUUCAAAUAUGUUUUAAAAUAUUGUUUGCAAUUGCGGUAAAAUAAUUCACAUUUUCAUUUGGGUUUAG
Lethenteron reissneri (Far Eastern brook lamprey) is the source of this 2811-nucleotide messenger RNA. Its product is annotated as metaxin-3-like. Gene Ontology annotation, biological process: mitochondrion organization. The record is from RefSeq and is a predicted model, not a curated record. Lineage: Eukaryota; Metazoa; Chordata; Hyperoartia; Petromyzontiformes; Petromyzontidae. Gene Ontology annotation, cellular component: SAM complex; cytoplasm.